UCCUGUAUUGGCAAGAGACACAUUUUUCUGGAGACAGGGUGAGAGACUGAUCAGGUCAGACACACAGCAGGUGAAGGAGAGCAAGGCACCAUGGCAACAGCUGCAGAUCAGAAUGUGGAGUUUGUGAGAACAGGCUAUGGCAAGAACAUGGUGAAGGUGCUGUGCAUCAGGCAGCAGGGAAGCCACCACUAUAUCAUUGAACUGCAAGCUAACGUGGAGAUCACACUGAAGUCACGCAAGGACUAUCUAGUUGGAGACAACUCUGACAUCAUCCCCACUGACACCAUCAAGAACACUGUCCAUGCCCUGGCCAAACUCAAAGGGGUGAAGAACAUCGAGCAGUUUUCUCUUGACCUCUGUAAUCAUUUCCUGACCUCUUUCAACCAUGUGCUGAGGGCCAAAGUUUACAUGGAGGAGGCUCCAUGGAAAAGGCUGGAGAAGAAUGGGAAAGAGCAUGUUCAUGCAUUUAUUUACAGCCCAGAAGCUUGUCGCUUCUGUGAUGUAGAGCAACACCUGAAUGGAGCCCCAGUGGUUCACAGCGGGGUGAAGGACAUGAAGGUGCUGAAAACUACCCAGUCUGGUUUUGAGGGUUUUCUAAGAGACCGCUUCACUACACUGCAAGAGACAAAGGACAGAUGUUUCUGCACCUCUGUCUAUUCCAGGUGGCGCUACAACAGGAUUCAGGGUGUUGACUUUGAUGCUGCAUGGAAGUCUGUGAAGGAGACAAUCAUUGAGAGGUUCGCUGGCCCCUAUGAUCGGGGAGUGUACUCACCUUCUGUGCAGAAGACCAUUUAUGAAACUCAGGUUCUGGUCCUGGAGAGAAUUCCUGAGGUGGACGAAAUCGAGAUCAUCAUGCCCAACCAGCAUUACUUCAUCAUAGACAUGACAAAAAUGGGUAUUGUAAACAAAAAUGAAGUGCUUCUUCCGCUUGAUAACCCAUCUGGGAACAUCACAGGAACAGUGCGUAGGAAACAACAAGCUCGACUUUGAAAGUGUUGUCACAUCCUGAGAAGAAGGCUGCUGUGAUCCAACUAUUAACCUGAACAAGUCAUCUUACUAAAUAGUUAAUCUACCCUUUAAAAUCUGAAUCACAUCUUGAGAUUAGCCAAACAUGAUGCUUUGUGUCAUGAGAAUAAGCAACAUAUGAAAUGGAAAAAACAACUGCUGCUAAUAAAGUGUGAAACUGUU
Melanotaenia boesemani (Boeseman's rainbowfish) is the source of this 1188-nucleotide messenger RNA. RefSeq names its product urate oxidase (gene uox). Lineage: Eukaryota; Metazoa; Chordata; Actinopteri; Atheriniformes; Melanotaeniidae. Gene Ontology annotation, cellular component: peroxisome. Gene Ontology annotation, molecular function: urate oxidase activity. Gene Ontology annotation, biological process: purine nucleobase catabolic process; urate catabolic process. The transcript has 8 exons. The record is from RefSeq and is a predicted model, not a curated record. The coding region runs from base 91 to 990 and encodes 299 amino acids.